UUGCUUGAAUCUGCAGGAAGAUGUCUUACUUCUUAGACAGCAUUUCCACCAUCAUUAGCGUCUUUUACAAACAUGCAAAGGAAGAUGGAGAUGGCUCCAUCCUCAGCAGAAGGGAGAUGAAAGAGUUUAUCCUGAAGGAGUUCGCAGAUGUCAUAGCGAACCCACAUGAUCCUCAAACGAUUGACAAGGUUCUGCAGUUUCUUGAAUGGGAUGACGAUGGCAAAAUAGACUUUAAUGAGUUCCUACUUUUGGUAUUCAGAGUGGCUAAGGCCUGCUACUGGUUUCUGCAGAAGGGACCGUGUCUUCUGCAAAGAACAAAGCUAAUAACCAGUGGGAAAUCACUCCAAGAGCCUGAAAUUAUUAACAGAGGGCACCAUCGUCAGCUCCAGGAAGAGGAACCACAAAUCCAUGAGAGUAAUCAUCCACCCUGUGAACCUGAGCCACAACGAGACACCAGGGUUCACAAGCUUGAAACCCUAGAGGAAACGGAGAGUCAUCGCCAGCGAUGUAACACACAAAGUAGAGAUGAUGCAAAAAGGAGCAGCAAAUCCAAGGAGCGAACCUCUCAAGCAUAUGAAGAACGAAGCCAAGAGCCAUGCGACCAACGUAACAUUCGCCACCCACCUGAGCUGGACAGACAAGAUGACGUACAGAGCCGUAGUGAGUCAAGAAAGCCCAAACCACUGGUGUACGAGAGAGGCAGCGACCAGAAACAUCAGUCAAAGCAAAAAGGAGAUGUUAGGACCCACUGCGUGCCAUAUGAAUCAGAAGAACAACUCAACAAACGCAGCAGCUUGCCUGAACCGCACGCAGAUGAGAGACGAAAUCAAGAGGGGCCUCAGCCAGAACGACUGGCAGACGUGAAGAGUCACAACCAGCCAUGUAAACCUCAACCACUGCCAAACUGGUGGAGUAGUCGUGAACCACAUGAGUCAGCACCACAACUGUAUGAUCAAAAGAACCAUCAUCCACAAGACCAAGAGGCAGUGCAAUAUGGAAGGAGCAGCCAAAGGCCACAGGAACCAGAACAAGAAGCAAAUAGAGGAAGUCACAGUCAGCGACAUAAGACUGAAUUACUGACAAAUGCGAGAGGCCAAGAGAAGCCACAGGAAGCGACGGAGCCAUGUGGGGACACAGCAAGGAGGGACCGUUCCCACGAUGAUGAACUUGUGGAGGACGAAAGGAGGAUUUGCCAGGGACCAGAGCUGCAAGAGCCAGCGGGCGAGAGGAGGAACAUUCGCUCUCGCGAACUGCAAGCCGAGGUCUCCGAGAGCACCAGACUCCAGACACGGGAGAGAGAAGCACGAGGACCCCUUGGCACGUACGAACGGACCCGCUGGACCGUAGAAGAGGCCGCAGAAGCAGACCUGAGGGUCCGCCGUGUCUCCUAUGAACCCGAGCCACGUGGGGACAUAGCAAGGAGGGACCGUUCCCGCGACAGCGAAGUCGCCGAGGAUGAGAGGAGGAUUUGCCAGGGACCAGAGCUGCAAGAGCCAGCGGGCGAGAGGAGGAACAUUCGCUCUCGCGAGCUGCAAGCCGAGGUCUCCGAGAGCACCAGACUCCAGACACGGGAGAGAGAAGAGUCAGGGCCCCUCGGCACGUACGAACGGACCCGCUGGACCGUAGAAGAGGCCGCAGAAGCAGACCUGAGGGUCCGCCGUGUCUCCUAUGAACCCGAGCCACGUGGGGACAUAGCAGGAAGGGACCGUUCCCGCGACGGCGAAGUCGCCAAGGACGAGAGGAGGAUUUGCCAGGGACCAGAGCUGCAAGAGCCAGCGGGCGAGAGGAGGAACAUUCGCUCUCGCGAGCUGCAAGCCGAGGUCUCCGAGAGCACCAGACUCCAGACACGGGAGAGAGAAGAGUCAGGGCCCCUCGGCACGUACGAACGGACCCGCCGGACCGUAGAAGAGGCCGCAGAAGCAGACCUGAGGGUCCGCCGUGUCUCCUAUGAACCCGAGCCACGUGGGGACAUAGCAGGAAGGGACAGUUCCCGCGACGGCGAUGUCUCCAAGGAUGACAGGAGGAUUCGCCAGGGACCAGAGCUGCAAGAGCCAGCGGGCGAGAGGAGGAACAUUCGCUCUCGCGAGCUGCAAGCCGAGGUCUCCGAGAGCACCAGACUCCAGACACGGGAGAGAGAAGCACGAGGCCCCCUCGGCACGUACGAACGGACCCGCUGGACCGUAGAAGAGGCCGCAGAAGCAGACCUGAGGGUCCGCCGUGUCUCCUAUGAACCCGAGCCACGUGGGGACAUAGCAGGAAGGGACCGUUCCCGCGACGGCGAAGUCGCCAAGGACGAGAGGAGGAUUUGCCAGGGACCAGAGCUGCAAGAGCCAGCGGGCGAGAGGAGGAACAUUCGCUCUCGCGAGCUGCAAGCCGAGGUCUCCGAGAGCACCAGACUCCAGACACGGGAGAGAGAAGCACGAGGCCCCCUCGGCACGUACGAACGGACCCGCUGGACCGUAGAAGAGGCCGCAGAAGCAGACCUGAGGGUCCGCCGUGUCUCCUAUGAACCCGAGCCACGUGGGGACAUAGCAGGAAGGGACCGUUCCCGCGACGGCGAUGUCUCCAAGGAUGACAGGAGGAUUCACCAGGGACCAGAGCUGCAAGAGCCAGCGGGCGAGAGGAGGAACAUUCGCUCUCGCGAGCUGCAAGCCGAGGUCUCCGAGAGCAGCAGACUCCAGACACGGGAGAGAGAAGCACGAGGCCCCCUCGGCACGUACGAACGGACCCGCUGGACCGUAGAAGAGGCCGCAGAAGCAGACCUGAGGGUCCGCCGUGUCUCCUAUGAACCCGAGCCACGUGGGGACAUAGCAAGGAGGGACCGUUCCCGCGACGGCGAAGUCGCCGAGGACGAGAGGAGGAUUUGCCAGGGACCAGAGCUGCAAGAGCCAGCGGGCGAGAGGAGGAACAUUCGCUCUCGCGAGCUGCAAGCCGAGGUCUCCGAGAGCACCAGACUCCAGACACGGGAAAGAGAAGCACGAGGCCCCCUCGGCACGUACGAACGGACCCGCUGGACCGUAGAAGAGGCCGCAGAAGCAGACCUGAGGGUCCGCCGUGUCUCCUAUGAACCCGAGCCACGUGGGGACAUAGCAGGAAGGGACCGUUCCCGCGACGGCGAAGUCGCCAAGGACGAGAGGAGGAUUUGCCAGGGACCAGAGCUGCAAGAGCCAGCGGGCGAGAGGAGGAACAUUCGCUCUCGCGAGCUGCAAGCCGAGGUCUCCGAGAGCACCAGACUCCAGACACGGGAGAGAGAAGAGUCAGGGCCCCUCGGCACGUACGAACGGACCCGCCGGACCGUAGAAGAGGCCGCAGAAGCAGACCUGAGGGUCCGCCGUGUCUCCUAUGAACCCGAGCCACGUGGGGACAUAGCAGGAAGGGACCGUUCCCGCGACGGCGAUGUCUCCAAGGAUGACAGGAGGAUUCGCCAGGGACCAGAGCUGCAAGAGCCAGCGGGCGAGAGGAGGAACAUUCGCUCUCGCGAGCUGCAAGCCGAGGUCUCCGAGAGCACCAGACUCCAGACACGGGAGAGAGAAGCACGAGGCCCCCUCGGCACGUACGAACGGACCCGCUGGACCGUAGAAGAGGCCGCAGAAGCAGACCUGAGGGUCCGCCGUGUCUCCUAUGAACCCGAGCCACGUGGGGACAUAGCAGGAAGGGACCGUUCCCGCGACGGCGAAGUCGCCGAGGACGAGAGGAGGAUUUGCCAGGGACCAGAGCUGCAAGAGCCAGCGGGCGAGAGGAGGAACAUUCGCUCUCACGAGCUGCAAGCCGAGGUCUCCGAGAGCACCAGACUCCGGACACGGGAGAGAGAAGAGUCAGGGCCCCUCGGCACGUACGAACGGACCCGCCGGACCGUAGAAGAGGCCGCAGAAGCAGACCUGGGGGUCCGCCGUGUCUCCUAUGAACCCGAGCCACGUGGGGACAUAGCAGGAAGGGACCGUUCCCGCGACGGCGAAGUCGCCGAGGACGAGAGGAGGAUUUGCCAGGGACCAGAGCUGCAAGAGCCAGCGGGCGAGAGGAGGAACAUUCGCUCUCGCGAACUGCAAGCCGAGGUCUCCGAGAGCAGCAGACUCCAGACACGGGAGAGAGAAGCACGAGGACCCCUCGGCACGUACGAACGGACCCGUUGGACCGUGGAAGAGGCCGCAGAAGCAGACCUGAGGGUCCGCCGUGUCUCCUAUGAACCCGAGCCACAUGGGGACAUAGCAAGGAGGGACCGUUCUGGAGAGGGCCAAGUCGCCGAGGACGAGAGGAGGAUUUGCCAGGGACCAGAGCUGCAAGAGCCAGCGGGCGAGAGGAGGAACAUUCGCUCUCGCGAGCUGCAAGCCGAGGUCUCCGAGAGCACCAGACUCCAGACACGGGAGAGAGAAGCACGAGGACCCCUCGGCACGUACGAACGGACCCGCUGGACCGUAGAAGAGGCCGCAGAAGCAGACCUGAGGGUCCGCCGUGUCUCCUAUGAACCCGAGCCACGUGGGGACAUAGCAGGAAGGGACCGUUCCCGCGACGGCGAAGUCGCCGAGGACGAGAGGAGGAUUUGCCAGCGACCAGAGCUGCAAGAGCCAGCGGGCGAGAGGAGGAACAUUCGCUCUCACGAGCUGCAAGCCGAGGUCUCCGAGAGCACCAGACUCCGGACACGGGAGAGAGAAGAGUCAGGGCCCCUCGGCACGUACGAACGGACCCGCCGGACUGUAGAAGAGGCCGCAGAAGCAGACCUGAGGGUCCGCCGUGUCUCCAAUGAACCCGAGCCACGUGGGGACAUAGCAGGAAGGGACCAUUCUGGAGAGAGCCAAGUCGCCGAGGACGAGAGGAGGAUUUGCCAGCGACCAGAGCUGCAAGAGCCAGCGGGCGAGAGGAGGAACAUUCGCUCUCGCGAGCUGCAAGCCGAGGUCUCCGAGAGCACCAGACUCCGGACACGGGAGAGAGAAGAGUCAGGGCCCCUCGGCACGUACGAACGGACCCGCCGGACUGUAGAAGAGGCCGCAGAAGCAGACCUGAGGGUCCGCCGUGUCUCCUAUGAACCCGAGCCACGUGGGGACAUAGCAAGGAGGGACCGUUCUGGAGAGGGCCAAGUCGCCGAGGACGAGAGGAGGAUUUGCCAGGGACCAGAGCUGCAAGAGCCAGCGGGCGAGAGGAGGAACAUUCGCUCUCGCGAGCUGCAAGCCGAGGUCUCCGAGAGCACCAGACUCCAGACACGGGAGAGAGAAGCACGAGGACCCCUCGGCACGUACGAACGGACCCGCUGGACCGUAGAAGAGGCCGCAGAAGCAGACCUGAGGGUCCGCCGUGUCUCCUAUGAACCCGAGCCACGUGGGGACAUAGCAGGAAGGGACCGUUCCCGCGACGGCGAAGUCGCCAAGGACGAGAGGAGGAUUUGCCAGGGACCAGAGCUGCAAGAGCCAGCGGGCGAGAGGAGGAACAUUCGCUCUCGCGAGCUGCAAGCCGAGGUCUCCGAGAGCACCAGACUCCAGACACGGGAGAGAGAAGAGUCAGGGCCCCUCGGCACGUACGAACGGACCCGCCGGACCGUAGAAGAGGCCGCAGAAGCAGACCUGAGGGUCCGCCGUGUCUCCUAUGAACCCGAGCCACGUGGGGACAUAGCAGGAAGGGACCGUUCCCGCGACGGCGAUGUCUCCAAGGAUGACAGGAGGAUUCGCCAGGGACCAGAGCUGCAAGAGCCAGCGGGCGAGAGGAGGAACAUUCGCUCUCGCGAACUGCAAGCCGAGGUCUCCGAGAGCAGCAGACUCCAGACACGGGAGAGAGAAGCACGAGGCCCCCUCGGCACGUACGAACGGACCCGCUGGACCGUGGAAGAGGCCGCAGAAGCAGACCUGAGGGUCCGCCGUGUCUCCUAUGAACCCGAGCCACAUGGGGACAUAGCAAGGAGGGACCGUUCUGGAGAGGGCCAAGUCGCCGAGGACGAGAGGAGGAUUUGCCAGGGACCAGAGCUGCAAGAGCCAGCGGGCGAGAGGAGGAACAUUCGCUCUCGCGAGCUGCAAGCCGAGGUCUCCGAGAGCACCAGACUCCAGACACGGGAGAGAGAAGCACGAGGACCCCUCGGCACGUACGAACGGACCCGCUGGACCGUAGAAGAGGCCGCAGAAGCAGACCUGAGGGUCCGCCGUGUCUCCUAUGAACCCGAGCCACGUGGGGACAUAGCAGGAAGGGACCGUUCCCGCGACGGCGAAGUCGCCGAGGACGAGAGGAGGAUUUGCCAGCGACCAGAGCUGCAAGAGCCAGCGGGCGAGAGGAGGAACAUUCGCUCUCACGAGCUGCAAGCCGAGGUCUCCGAGAGCACCAGACUCCAGACACGGGAGAGAGAAGAGUCAGGGCCCCUCGGCACGUACGAACGGACCCGCCGGACCGUAGAAGAGGCCGCAGAAGCAGACCUGGGGGUCCGCCGUGUCUCCUAUGAACCCGAGCCACGUGGGGACAUAGCAGGAAGGGACCGUUCCCGCGACGGCGAAGUCGCCGAGGACGAGAGGAGGAUUUGCCAGGGACCAGAGCUGCAAGAGCCAGCGGGCGAGAGGAGGAACAUUCGCUCUCGCGAACUGCAAGCCGAGGUCUCCGAGAGCAGCAGACUCCAGACACGGGAGAGAGAAGCACGAGGACCCCUCGGCACGUACGAACGGACCCGUUGGACCGUGGAAGAGGCCGCAGAAGCAGACCUGAGGGUCCGCCGUGUCUCCUAUGAACCCGAGCCACAUGGGGACAUAGCAAGGAGGGACCGUUCUGGAGAGGGCCAAGUCGCCGAGGACGAGAGGAGGAUUUGCCAGGGACCAGAGCUGCAAGAGCCAGCGGGCGAGAGGAGGAACAUUCGCUCUCGCGAGCUGCAAGCCGAGGUCUCCGAGAGCACCAGACUCCAGACACGGGAGAGAGAAGCACGAGGACCCCUCGGCACGUACGAACGGACCCGCUGGACCGUAGAAGAGGCCGCAGAAGCAGACCUGAGGGUCCGCCGUGUCUCCUAUGAACCCGAGCCACGUGGGGACAUAGCAGGAAGGGACCGUUCCCGCGACGGCGAAGUCGCCGAGGACGAGAGGAGGAUUUGCCAGCGACCAGAGCUGCAAGAGCCAGCGGGCGAGAGGAGGAACAUUCGCUCUCACGAGCUGCAAGCCGAGGUCUCCGAGAGCACCAGACUCCGGACACGGGAGAGAGAAGAGUCAGGGCCCCUCGGCACGUACGAACGGACCCGCCGGACUGUAGAAGAGGCCGCAGAAGCAGACCUGAGGGUCCGCCGUGUCUCCAAUGAACCCGAGCCACGUGGGGACAUAGCAGGAAGGGACCAUUCUGGAGAGAGCCAAGUCGCCGAGGACGAGAGGAGGAUUUGCCAGCGACCAGAGCUGCAAGAGCCAGCGGGCGAGAGGAGGAACAUUCGCUCUCGCGAGCUGCAAGCCGAGGUCUCCGAGAGCACCAGACUCCGGACACGGGAGAGAGAAGAGUCAGGGCCCCUCGGCACGUACGAACGGACCCGCCGGACUGUAGAAGAGGCCGCAGAAGCAGACCUGAGGGUCCGCCGUGUCUCCUAUGAACCCGAGCCACGUGGGGACAUAGCAAGGAGGGACCGUUCUGGAGAGGGCCAAGUCGCCGAGGACGAGAGGAGGAUUUGCCAGGGACCAGAGCUGCAAGAGCCAGCGGGCGAGAGGAGGAACAUUCGCUCUCGCGAGCUGCAAGCCGAGGUCUCCGAGAGCACCAGACUCCAGACACGGGAGAGAGAAGCACGAGGACCCCUCGGCACGUACGAACGGACCCGCUGGACCGUAGAAGAGGCCGCAGAAGCAGACCUGAGGGUCCGCCGUGUCUCCUAUGAACCCGAGCCACGUGGGGACAUAGCAGGAAGGGACCGUUCCCGCGACGGCGAAGUCGCCAAGGACGAGAGGAGGAUUUGCCAGGGACCAGAGCUGCAAGAGCCAGCGGGCGAGAGGAGGAACAUUCGCUCUCGCGAGCUGCAAGCCGAGGUCUCCGAGAGCACCAGACUCCAGACACGGGAGAGAGAAGAGUCAGGGCCCCUCGGCACGUACGAACGGACCCGCCGGACCGUAGAAGAGGCCGCAGAAGCAGACCUGAGGGUCCGCCGUGUCUCCUAUGAACCCGAGCCACGUGGGGACAUAGCAGGAAGGGACCGUUCCCGCGACGGCGAUGUCUCCAAGGAUGACAGGAGGAUUCGCCAGGGACCAGAGCUGCAAGAGCCAGCGGGCGAGAGGAGGAACAUUCGCUCUCGCGAACUGCAAGCCGAGGUCUCCGAGAGCAGCAGACUCCAGACACGGGAGAGAGAAGCACGAGGCCCCCUCGGCACGUACGAACGGACCCGCUGGACCGUGGAAGAGGCCGCAGAAGCAGACCUGAGGGUCCGCCGUGUCUCCUAUGAACCCGAGCCACAUGGGGACAUAGCAAGGAGGGACCGUUCUGGAGAGGGCCAAGUCGCCGAGGACGAGAGGAGGAUUUGCCAGGGACCAGAGCUGCAAGAGCCAGCGGGCGAGAGGAGGAACAUUCGCUCUCGCGAGCUGCAAGCCGAGGUCUCCGAGAGCACCAGACUCCAGACACGGGAGAGAGAAGCACGAGGACCCCUCGGCACGUACGAACGGACCCGCUGGACCGUAGAAGAGGCCGCAGAAGCAGACCUGAGGGUCCGCCGUGUCUCCUAUGAACCCGAGCCACGUGGGGACAUAGCAGGAAGGGACCGUUCCCGCGACGGCGAAGUCGCCGAGGACGAGAGGAGGAUUUGCCAGCGACCAGAGCUGCAAGAGCCAGCGGGCGAGAGGAGGAACAUUCGCUCUCACGAGCUGCAAGCCGAGGUCUCCGAGAGCACCAGACUCCAGACACGGGAGAGAGAAGAGUCAGGGCCCCUCGGCACGUACGAACGGACCCGCCGGACCGUAGAAGAGGCCGCAGAAGCAGACCUGGGGGUCCGCCGUGUCUCCUAUGAACCCGAGCCACGUGGGGACAUAGCAGGAAGGGACCGUUCCCGCGACGGCGAAGUCGCCGAGGACGAGAGGAGGAUUUGCCAGGGACCAGAGCUGCAAGAGCCAGCGGGCGAGAGGAGGAACAUUCGCUCUCGCGAGCUGCAAGCCGAGGUCUCCGAGAGCACCAGACUCCAGACACGGGAGAGAGAAGCACGAGGACCCCUCGGCACGUACGAACGGACCCGUUGGACCGUGGAAGAGGCCGCAGAAGCAGACCUGAGGGUCCGCCGUGUCUCCUAUGAACCCGAGCCACAUGGGGACAUAGCAAGGAGGGACCGUUCUGGAGAGGGCCAAGUCGCCGAGGACGAGAGGAGGAUUUGCCAGGGACCAGAGCUGCAAGAGCCAGCGGGCGAGAGGAGGAACAUUCGCUCUCGCGAGCUGCAAGCCGAGGUCUCCGAGAGCACCAGACUCCAGACACGGGAGAGAGAAGCACGAGGACCCCUCGGCACGUACGAACGGACCCGCUGGACCGUAGAAGAGGCCGCAGAAGCAGACCUGAGGGUCCGCCGUGUCUCCUAUGAACCCGAGCCACGUGGGGACAUAGCAGGAAGGGACCGUUCCCGCGACGGCGAAGUCGCCGAGGACGAGAGGAGGAUUUGCCAGCGACCAGAGCUGCAAGAGCCAGCGGGCGAGAGGAGGAACAUUCGCUCUCGCGAGCUGCAAGCCGAGGUCUCCGAGAGCACCAGACUCCAGACACGGGAGAGAGAAGCACGAGGACCCCUCGGCACGUACGAACGGACCCGCUGGACCGUAGAAGAGGCCGCAGAAGCAGACCUGAGGGUCCGCCGUGUCUCCUAUGAACCCGAGCCACGUGGGGACAUAGCAGGAAGGGACCGUUCCCGCGACGGCGAAGUCGCCAAGGACGAGAGGAGGAUUUGCCAGGGACCAGAGCUGCAAGAGCCAGCGGGCGAGAGGAGGAACAUUCGCUCUCGCGAGCUGCAAGCCGAGGUCUCCGAGAGCACCAGACUCCAGACACAGGAGAGAGAAGAGUCAGGGCCCCUCGGCACGUACGAACGGACCCGCCGGACCGUAGAAGAGGCCGCAGAAGCAGACCUGAGGGUCCGCCGUGUCUCCUAUGAACCCGAGCCACGUGGGGACAUAGCAGGAAGGGACCGUUCCCGCGACGGCGAUGUCUCCAAGGAUGACAGGAGGAUUCGCCAGGGACCAGAGCUGCAAGAGCCAGCGGGCGAGAGGAGGAACAUUCGCUCUCGCGAGCUGCAAGCCGAGGUCUCCGAGAGCAGCAGACUCCAGACACGGGAGAGAGAAGCACGAGGCCCCCUCGGCACGUACGAACGGACCCGCUGGACCGUAGAAGAGGCCGCAGAAGCAGACCUGAGGGUCCGCCGUGUCUCCUAUGAACCCGAGCCACGUGGGGACAUAGCAGGAAGGGACCGUUCCCGCGACGGCGAAGUCGCCAAGGACGAGAGGAGGAUUUGCCAGGGACCAGAGCUGCAAGAGCCAGCGGACGAGAGGAGGAACAUUCGCUCUCGCGAGCUGCAAGCCGAGGUCUCCGAGAGCACCAGACUCCAGACACGGGAGAGAGAAGCACGAGGACCCCUCGGCACGUACGAACGGACCCGCCGGACCGUAGAAGAGGCCGCAGAAGCAGACCUGGGGGUCCGCCGUGUCUCCUAUGAACCCGAGCCACGUGGGGACAUAGCAGGAAGGGACCGUUCCCGCGACGGCGAAGUCGCCGAGGACGAGAGGAGGAUUUGCCAGCGACCAGAGCUGCAAGAGCCAGCGGGCGAGAGGAGGAACAUUCGCUCUCGCGAGCUGCAAGCCGAGGUCUCCGAGAGCACCAGACUCCGGACACGGGAGAGAGAAGAGUCAGGGCCCCUCGGCACGUACGAACGGACCCGCUGGACCGUAGAACAGGCCGCAGAAGCAGACCUGAGGGUCCGCCGUGUCUCCUAUGAACCCGAGCCACGUGGGGACAUAGCAGGAGGGGACCGUUCCCGCGACGGCGAUGUCUCCAAGGAUGACAGGAGGAUUUGCCAGGGACCAGAGCUGCAAGAGCCAGCGGGCGAGAGGAGGAACAUUCGCUCUCGCGAGCUGCAAGCCGAGGUCUCCGAGAGCACCAGACUCCAGACACGGGAGAGAGAAGAGUCAGGGCCCCUCGGCACGUACGAACGGACCCGCUGGACCGUAGAAGAGGCCGCAGAAGCAGACCUGAGGGUCCGCCGUGUCUCCUAUGAACCCGAGCCACGUGGGGACAUAGCAAGGAGGGACCGUUCCCGCGACGGCGAAGUCGCCGAGGACGAGAGGAGGAUUUGCCAGGGACCAGAGCUGCAAGAGCCAGCGGGCGAGAGGAGGAACAUUCGCUCUCGCGAGCUGCAAGCCGAGGUCUCCGAGAGCACCAGACUCCAGACACGGGAGAGAGAAGAGUCAGGGCCCCUCGGCACGUACGAACGGACCCGCUGGACCGUAGAAGAGGCCGCAGAAGCAGACCUGAGGGUCCGCCGUGUCUCCUAUGAACCCGAGCCACGUGGGGACAUAGCAAGGAGGGACCGUUCUGGAGAGGGCCAAGUCGCCGAGGACGAGAGGAGGAUUUGCCAGGGACCAGAGCUGCAAGAGCCAGCGGGCGAGAGGAGGAACAUUCGCUCUCGCGAGCUGCAAGCCGAGGUCUCCGAGAGCAGCAGACUCCAGACACGGGAGAGAGAAGCACGAGGACCCCUCGGCACGUACGAACGGACCCGCUGGACCGUAGAAGAGGCCGCAGAAGCAGACCUGAGGGUCCGCCGUGUCUCCUAUGAACCCGAGCCACGUGGGGACAUAGCAAGGAGGGACCGUUCCCACGACAGCGAAGUCGCCGAGGACGAGAGGAGGAUUUGCCAGGGACCAGAGCUGCAAGAGCCAGCGGGCGAGAGGAGGAACAUUCGCUCUCGCGAGCUGCAAGCCGAGGUCUCCGAGAGCAGCAGACUCCGGACACGGGAGAGAGAACAGCCAGGCUCCCUCGGCACGUACGAACCCCCGCAGUGCAAAGGCACACGUGUGUGGGAAGCAUGCGUGGGCAGAAGUAGUAGCCAGCAGCCGUCUGCUUUCAGGCCCCAGGAAAGAAAAGGGGACCUGAAUGAGCCACACGAGCACGAGUCGCAGGAUAGAAAAAGCUGCUCUCAGCAGGAGAGGACUGAAAUAGAAACGAAGGAAGGGGUGCAACAGGAUCCCCCAUCAGAUAUCGUUAAGGGUGAACCUCAUCAACCAUGCAAGGCUGAACCCAGAGAGGACGGGAAGAAAAACCAGUGUCCAAGGAUGCCUGAUCCCAAAAUGGAGCCACAGCAAAACGGAUCAAAAGCCUCUGAGGAGCUGGUCCCGCAGGAGCCUGAAUCCAGCUGCUGCUCAGUGGGUGAGCCCCGAGCGCCAGGGGAUGAGGGAAGCGCCCCGGGGAAGGCAACUCAGCAGGGGAGCGAGUGCGAGGAGAGGGAGGCCAAGAGCCGCCUACCUCCAUCCCAGGCAUCCGAACACAACCAGGACCAGGGGGACCGGGGCCAGGCUCCAGAGCCGCAGCCGCAGGAAAGUGGAGAGCGCCAGGCACUAGCAUGCAAGUCGGGCCAGCGAGCUGCAGAAGAGACCUGUCCGCAGCCACCCUCAAGGGAGGAAGCCAGCUGCCAUCAGCAGGAUGCAGAGAGGAGCAGCCACCUGCGACAGGAGGAAAACAGCAAGAGGAGCUACAGCCAAGCAAGCGAGUCCCAGGCCCAAGGGGAAGAGGAACAUCUUUGCACCAAGCAGAGCCAGGCCCCCCCCCGGCCCUCCAGCCUCACAGGAGGCAUCAAGUUGUCCCGGUGUGGAUGAGGCCAAGGCAUCUUAACAUGUCCGGUCUCUGCUGGGUAGUUGGUGGGCCUACCCCAAAUCUCUUUGAGGAUUGCUUCUGCUCUCUAGUUUUAGCGUAGGCAGAGAAUUAUCCCAGGAUCUACAGCUUCUGCUUUUCUGCAUUACAUCUAUCCACCUUAGCGCAGUAUUUAGUCACUUUUCUACUGUAAUUGGACUCCUUGGGUACCUCUGUCCUUUAUAUCCCUGUCAUCUCUGCUACCUUGUGGCAUCACUGUUCUGUAUCUCACACUGCACUCACACAUCCCUAGCCCUGUGGCAGGCUCUCAUGCUUGUCAGCUUCUGCUGUGCAACGCAAAAAAAAAUCCCAUUAUCUCAACCAUACUCAUUCUGGGGCCUGAAAAUCCUUGAGGCUGGGAAAAGACACCUUUAAAUGCAGACUCAGUGCUUUUGGUUACACACUUUUCCUUUCCUAGCAGCUGAAUAGAAUUCCAGCCCCAGUGUCAAGGAGGCUUUGAAGUAGUUGAGUUAUGUUGUGCUUACUACAGGGUGAUGGUGCUGGUGGGCCAGGCGCAGAGAGAGAUUUUCUUCUUCUCACUGAUGUAUUGCAUGAAAAAUCACAAUAAAUAGCUGAUGACCGCA
Molecule: messenger RNA, 13370 nt
Organism: Dromaius novaehollandiae (emu)
Lineage: Eukaryota; Metazoa; Chordata; Aves; Casuariiformes; Dromaiidae
Product: filaggrin-like
Exons: 2
Coding region: 21-12752 (4243 amino acids)
Biological process (GO): regulation of phosphatidylinositol 3-kinase/protein kinase B signal transduction; positive regulation of cell cycle G1/S phase transition; cellular response to cytokine stimulus
Cellular component (GO): cytoplasm
Molecular function (GO): calcium-dependent protein binding; transition metal ion binding; calcium ion binding
Source: RefSeq, a predicted model, not a curated record